AUGACUACUAAUAGUAGCAAGAAGCUCUCCAUCGAGGAGAGACUCUCAUUGGCCGCGCGAGCCAAGUCUCGGAAAAAGGGUAAAAAGCUGGACUCUCCAUCGCCACUAACAGUUGGGCUUGAAACCAACGUUGAUGACGAAGAAUCAAAUUUAAAGGCAGGUGACGGGACGUCCAAGGAAACGUUCGGUGGAAAUGAUGAUGCAACAGGCCCGGUUGAAGGUAUAGAGGACAUCGCCGAUAUCUUGCCGUCGAAUUACGACAAGAUGACCGUUCUAGAGUUACUUCAGGCUUUGAAGCCUCAUCUUGUUCGAGAAGCCAAAAGUGAGAGGCCCCACGAGAAAAGCCAAGUACAAAAAGAGCACAGUGACAGCAGUCUAAUCAAAUUAAUCAAGGAAAAAGAUUCCAUUAUAGGCGAACUCCGGGCAGAAGGUGAAAGUUUAUCGAAAUUGGAAUUGCGACAUACUACAACGAUAAAGAGCCUAAGAGAGAAGCUUAACAACACAGAAUUUGAGUCGCAGCGCUGCAAGAAGGAGCUCGAUGAAGGGAAACAAAAAUUGGGUGCUUUGUCAUCUGAGCUCAAAGAUUUGACUUCCAGAUUCAACAAAUCGAUAGAAAUAAGCGAAAAUCUCACUAAAGAACGCAACGACGCUAGGGCUAGCCAUGAUAAAUUAAAGUAUGGAGAGUUAGCUACAGUGCAGAGAGAACUAGAGAUGGCACAAGAAACAAAUAAAUCCUUGGAGUUGCAAAAACAGCGGCUCCGCGACCAACUCGAGACUCUCAACAUGAAGUCAACAAUGAAGUAUGAAGAGUUGAGUGAGACUUCAAAAGGGGAAAUCUCGAGACUAGAGCUAUCGUUGGAAGAGCUAAGGAUUUUGUUAAGUAAGAGUCCGAAAAACUCUGACCAGCUGGUUUCGAGCACACAAAAUGAUUUAAUGACACAAAUUAAGGAACUUAAAGCUCGUCUUGAAGUUAGCGCCGAUGAAGCGGCCAAAAUGGAAUCUGCAUUGCGACGAAAACUGGUGGAUUCCGAAAGGAAGUACGAGGAACUGCAAGAGUCCCACCAUGCAUCGGAUCGUCAGCUCGCUGCCACCUUAGAUGAGAAUAAUCACUUGCGGCCUCGCCUUCACGAGUUGGAACAAAAGCAGAAGCUCUUGACUGAGGAGAUAGCUGCUCUCAACAAAGAAGUUUCGACACUAACCGACAACCUUGAUAAUGCUCGAGAUGAUGCUAAGCUCUGGCAAGAGAAGUUUAGGAUUAGUAAAGGUGAACUUGAAUCUCGUUUGAUAAACCCAGUGUCUCAAUCAAAUGCGACGUCGGAGGUGGCUUCUGUGACCAAUGAAAACAAAGAGCCUUUUAUGGGAGUUCAGGAGAAUCUCGACAAAAUAUCUAAAUGGGAGCUGCAAAACUUGCAAAAUAUGGACAGUUCGUACGCUGAAGAAGCAGAAGUGACCAGCAAUAAGUAUCCAUUUGAUAUAGAUGAGCUGCUGCCCGGUGAUGGAGCUGAGUCGCCAAUGUUCUUGAGGAAGAGUAGUAUGGCUUCGCUAGAUUACGCGUCUUCACAGCAACAGCGAAACUUAACUCAAAGUCAGCAAAGUACUCAGUUGAACGCUCAAAUGGUAGGAAGGCUAGGUGGUCAAAUUAGGAGACUUGAGACGGAACUUUCGUCACUUCAGGCAUCGCACGAUAGGCUUUGGAAAGAAAAACAGGAGGUUAACAAUACGAUCUUCCAACUUAUGGAGGAGAAUGAAAAGGCGACUGAAGUAAAGGGCCAACUCAAAGAAUCUUGCGAGCGCGCAAAAAAGUUGGAGGAAGAGUUGGAAGCGACCACAAAGCUUUUGAAGGAACGUACAGAGCGCGUCGACGAAUUAGAAAACGACGUUGAUGAUUUGAAGGAGAUGAUGCAAAUGCAAGUUCAGCAAAUGGUAGAAUUGCAAGAACAGGUAAGGUGA
Lachancea dasiensis is the source of this 1950-nucleotide messenger RNA. The record is from the annotation of a GenBank genome assembly. NCBI's taxonomy places the organism in Eukaryota, Fungi, Ascomycota, Saccharomycetes, Saccharomycetales, Saccharomycetaceae.